This is a messenger RNA of Pocillopora meandrina, 12570 nucleotides long. Lineage: Eukaryota; Metazoa; Cnidaria; Anthozoa; Scleractinia; Pocilloporidae. The record is from the annotation of a GenBank genome assembly.
UGGUAAGUACACUAUGAGGAACUAUAUUAUUUUGAAAAGUUUCCAACGGUCAUGGUCGGCUGACUUUGGCUGCACCAGCCGGCGAGAAUUCCUUAAAAAUCUUCUACUUUUUCACACUCGCGUUUAGGCAAUGAUGAAAAAGAUCACAAUUUAUGUAUUGAGUAUUAAGUUUAUUUCAAUCAAAUUUUUGUUUUUCAUAUUUUCAGUAGAAAAUCAUGGUUCUGUGUUAUUUUGGUGUGCUCAUCGUCAUAUGCCAUGCACAGCUAACCCAAGCCAUUGCGCAAUGCGGUCGCCCCACAUAUUCAGAGUAUGGUCAUCAUCUUUCCGGUCACGUUAUUACAACAAGUAAAACUUCCAGCAUUACUGAGUGUGUAAUGUUCUGCUUGAACGAGUCUCGCUGCAAGAGUUUGAACUUUCGUUUAAAAGAUAAGUCAUGUGACUUGAACGCUGCAGACAAACGUACUCACCCAAGGGAUUUUGGUCCGAAGGAAGGAUCAGUUUAUAUGAACAUGGUAUGGUAUUGGCGAAUUCUAUAUAAAGAAAUUAAACGAAAUAAUGUUUAUCUGGCAGUACAUAUCGAAAAAUUAUGCUAUUUAUUUCUAAAUCCGUGAUCCUCCCACUGUUAUGCUGAUUUGAGAGACGAUAAUGUUUUCAUACAUUUGUCGUCUCACUUUUGCCACCUGUGAUUGGCUGGCAUAUAGAAUCAGAUCGAAGUGCUCUGUGAGCAAACUCGUGAAUUGACACAUGAUUUUUUGGAUUAUGUUUAAUGUUAUCUGGAGACAAACGGGAACGAGCUUUGAGUGAUAUAACUAAGCCAAGACUGCCACCGUCAUUUUUUAUCUCCGCCUGAGUAGAUUUUAGUCACGUGCUAGGUAACUUAUAAUCAAGAACAAGAUAGAAUUUCAUUUCAGGCCUACUUAUCAAUUUUGUGGUGUAUAACUUUCGCAUUUUAGUACGUAAUAUUUAUUUUGAAUCUUCAAAUUAUCUUGAAACUUAAAAGAAAAUUGUUCUUUAAGAGAUCGCUGAAAAUCGGUAGCUAAAAUUGUUUGUUUAGGUGUUAUUUGAUUUUCGUGUUAACUUGUAAUUUCGUCCGUCGCCGGUAUCUUCUGUUGCUUCAGACAGGAAAAACACACGAUACGAAACGCAAUGAUCGAUUUUGUCCUCAAUCUCACACCACAACAGAAAAAACUUUUGAACAUCUGUAAACUCCGAGCGGUUCGCAGUAAGUGAUAUUUUCAAUGAAUCUUCGGAUUGUUUUCAAGUUCAAGGAUUGUAAAUUACAAUUUUAUGAAAAACGAAGGUUGUUCUGUUAUUUCAGUGUGAAUCCUUGCAUGCCUGCCAGUCGCUGGCGCCGCUUGUUGAAACUAAAACGAAAAAAAAAACUCUUUUAAGAUUAUCAUUGGCUUCUUUUUCACCCCACCACUAUUCUUAGCAACAAAGGUCGCCAUUUCGUUUCAAAAGCCUAAAAUCGAAAAAAAGUUUACAGGAAUCGACCAAUCGAGCGAGCGAGCGAGCGAGCGAGCGAGCGUGUGCCAUUCUCCACAUCAUAUCUAGAACUCGCUCUUGCGCAUGCGCACAAUUCACGAGUUAAAAAAAAUGACCUCGCAGCAUCAAAAUAUGUUCCUCACGUAUCUUCAAAAUUUCAGGUUCGAUUAAUAAAAUCUCUAUCCACGCGUAUCCUUUUCGAUUUAAAAAGUGAGAUUUCUGCCUCUGGUUCAGCUUUUUGUCCAAACUUGAGAAAAAAAUACUCUUGUAUUAAGCUCCGUUGUUUCACGAUUGCGAUCAACUAGUGAAUACAUCCUUUCCGAAUAACCGACAACAUUUCGCAAUUAUUAUAUAGGAUGCAUUUGUGUUAUUGACCAAACGUCUUUCUUGGAUGGUUGUUUGUUAAAAUAGGGCGUGGUACACAGGGCUCCCAAAUAUUAGCAACAGAGAAAUAAGUAAACAAAUAAACAAAUGCGUGAAUAGAUAAAUGAUUGAAUAAACGAAGCCAUGUAGUCAAUAACAUAUCAAAACACAACAUAACAAAUUUAUUUAUUAAGUGUCGAUGUUUUCAGCUUGGAGAGCUAUUUGGGGACACUAAAAAUAAUAGGAAAAAAACAAUAAUAAAAUGAGUUUAGACACGGUAUCAUAAGGUAAAUUCAUAAUUAACUGAGAUCUAAAAUUUAUCAAAAGUUAAAAUUUAAAAGUUAAAGGUUACGGAGUUGUCCCCACUAAAAUAUACAGAAAAAUGCUAAAAAUAUUUUUCAAAAUUCUCAAGAACUACAAGUUAGACAGGAGCUACAAUUGUCACCUAUAAGAUCUUCAAGGUUAAAACGCUAUAUGUUUUACUUAAAGGAUUGUGAGGUAGGUUUGCCUUGAAUUUGUUGUCCGAUCUAUACCAUAUAUAUGGUCCAAAGUACAUUAAAGAAUGUUUCCCGUAAUGUUCACUAUUAAAUGUGGGUGAAUGAAAUUCCAUAUUCCUUAGGUGAUGUUUGGAUGACUGAACACUAAAAAUGUCAACGACAUUACUAAGUACCAAACUGCACUUAACUUAAUGCAUUAAGGUAGCAAGAUCUUGUAAACGCCUGCUUUGUAAGCUAGGUAGUUGGGCACAAUUAAGGAGAUUGGAGUACUCCACUGAAUAUGUGUUAUACACAAUCUUAAGGGCCCGUUUCUGUACUCUUUCAACUUUUCUGGCGCCGAAGGCUUUACAUAAGUGCCAUAUAAGGUGAACUAUGGCAAUAUUGAGGACUUACAGGGAUCAGAUUUCUUUUUUUUUACACAGUUCACAAAUGCGUUUGCUAAAUACAAGGUGUUCUUCGAUGUCAACUCCGAGAAGGCUAAAGUCCUCAGUACUUUUAAUGACAUGCGCAUUGGAUGUUAAUAAAGCUUGAUCUUUAUCAUUCUGAGAGUUGAUCAUCAGCAACUGGAUCUCAUCGGGGUUGACCAUAAGACAAUUAUCGUUAUACCAGGUCAAGGUCUAUAUGCUUUUAAUAAUAAAAGGUCCUUGAUCAUCAUUUCAAUUGUUAGGACUUCAACGUGUUUAAAUGUUGGCGUUUUUACAAUUUUAGAAGCUAUAGUUGAAGAAAUAAAUGUACGCAAUAAGUCCGCCACCUCCUUUCGGCUUCUCUCCUUCCUGUACAUUUGAUAGCCUUGUGGUCGGAACUGGUCACUUUUGUAUGGAGAGUCAAUCUUCAUUUCAGAAAGUAUUAUGAUUUGUGAUUUUAGUAAUUUCAGCUCGUCGAACUUAUUCUGAAUGCUGUUGAUGUUUAGGUGAAUCAUAAGUAGAUCAUGUUUAUAAGACUUAAGUUGUUCAACAAGGUCGGAUUCGUUCCAGGUCGAGUCGACAAAAAGCAGUAUCAGUUCAGAAGCUUGGCCGGUACUAAUCCGUGGGUUCCUUAAUCAAAUCAUAGGGUUUGGCGUAAGAUAGCACGGUAAACAGACAUUUAGUUCAAUACCCUUCGUAAGUUCGACCUUUGCUGGAGCAAGUUAUAUUCUCUAGGAGACAUUCCACCACACUUCUUGUGAGUUCGUAGAUUACAUUGCGAACACUUUAAAGUACGAUGAUUUCGAGCUACUGUACGUUCGCAUAGCUGGCAAGCAUUUCGACUAUUUUCUCAAGGAUUUGAUCUUGAAUUCAAUGCACCGACCGGUCCAGGAUUUGUGCUUACAUCACCGCAGGACAGGAGACGCUGUAGCCUGAAGGUUAAGUCAAAAUUUGGGUAGCGAGUAAUUCUCAUGGCAAAGCAGCCUUUCGGGCGAGUAGUACAUGCGACAUUUUGGAUAAUAUGUUGUCGCGAACUUUGAUAGAAAAGAGCCUCCUUAGCAUAGGUAACCUCCACAAAACGGUGGCCGUUGAUAGAGGCCCGGGUCAGUCGUGUAUUAAGAGGGUAAAAAUUUCUUCAAAGUAAGAAACAGAGGCAUAGUAUGUUGACGAUGAAGGACCAACCUAUCACUAAUCCGACCGCUAUGAGCACGUAACCAUAGUCUAUGAUGGUUAUUUCUGCCAAUAACCAUCUAUAAUCUAUAAUCUACAGGAUGAUGAAUUCAAAUCUUGUUCAGAAAUUCUAAAGAAAUUGCCUGGUGCGGAAAGCGGAUAUUAUUGGAUAACUAUUGGAAAUAGAGACGCACAAGUUUACUGUGAUUUGGAAAAACAUGGUAUGUACAAAAGGAUAAAAUAAAAAGCAAAGAGCAAAUUUUACUUAAAAAAAAAACCUUAAAUUCUGCCUCUGGUAAGAGAGAAAGAUUACAACUUCUGUUACUGUUUUUGCUCAGUGGCAGUGUUGCUUUGGUUCAAAUUUCGGCCAAUUCACUGAGGUUGAAUUGUCACUUUUGCCAGUGAUAGAGCCUUUGAAUACCUUUUCAAUCCCAGGUAUCCGAUAGAGUCCAUGCUAAAAAUGUAUGAGCGUUUCCUGGGAAAAAUAGGUCUGUACAUUUUGUCGAGGAAACAAUCGCAGGAAAUAAAAAAGGAACAAAUAAAGGUACAUAUUGAGGUUUUAGUUGUUUCGCAUUUGCACAUUCAUUCAUUUCAUCUUUUUCUUUUUUCUCCCUUCUUGCUCUAAGAAACACUACCUACAUCAAAUUUCUUAAGCAUAAAAUCGUGCGUUCCUUUUACGCACAAGAGCCAGGGUAGAAAGUUGAGUGACAGCGAUAUACAUGAAGUAGCAAAGGAAGAAGGUGAAUAUGAAAAAAAGACAAAUAACAAUAAUGAUAAUAAUAACAAAAAUGGUAAUAACAGUAUGACAUAAAGGGCGCCUAUAUUGAGGAUUUGAUCAAUCCACAUUCUGAGCUGACAUAUUGUGUUUGAAUAGCUCUUUUUUAUGUGCAUUAUAACAUUCCUAUUUGUAACUCAUUAUAAAUUAUUGUCAAGACCCCUCCCUAUUCAAUGUUGCAUUUUUGCAGCUCAACGAUAACGGGAAUCACCAAUCAUCAAUUGCAGAUAGUAAAGAUGAGUCUUCUGCGAUUCGUAAAGCGGCCGGCGCUUCGCGAAACUCAUCCAAGCUAGACCUUAGUCAGUUAAGAAAGUGAUCAGUGAAACAAGCAGAAAUAAUUGGUAUUUUCAACGAUCUGAUAAAUCAAUUGAAAAUUUUCUCUAAAUGACAAAAUUUCUCCAGAUUUCUGCUUGUUUUUUUAAUUUUAUUUUUUAAUUUUUUUUUUAAUUUUACUACUUAAAACAGCUAACAGGUUAAAAGUUAUGCACAUAAAGGUUUUCUAUUCCUGAAAUAUUGGUUUGGAAUUAUUAUCUGUGUAGGUUUGUCAAGUGAAGAUGAAGGCUGUGUAUUCAGCUAUGACUUUACAAAGCAAGAUUAGUUAUUCACUAUUGUUAUGAUAACAACAUUCAGACACGAUCGGUCUUACAUCUAUAUAUCAAAAUGUUGUUUUGAAAAUGUAAGGGUAUACACUUAAAUCACUUUACAAUGGGUAACGAAACACUUCUUUGCACUGCAGUUAAAUGUAUUUUUGUGUCCUUCCAGGAACUUUUAGGGUCGAUGUGUUACAAAGUGAUGGCACUUUCUUGCAUACAGUAUUUUAUCGGGUAAAUGUCUGAUACUCAUUUAUUUGAUCAUUUAUUCCAUACGUUAUUUUACGGAAGACGACUUCAUGAAAAAUGUACCGAAGCUGGAAGGUAACGAAAUUUGUUCAAAACCAAAACGAUGAGCGAAUAAUCGAACACAGAAUGUUUCUAAGAAGAAUUAAAGCUGUUGCUUCAAUCUCGUUUCCUUUUUUAUGGAAUCAGAGCAUGUCGUUGAUAGCAAUAGCAUGAAUUUUUAAGUGGUUAGUUUGAGAAGAUGAAAAAGUAAAAUAAGCUCGUCACGAUCAUAAUAUGAAUUAGUCUCGUUUUUUUCUGACUUUUAAGAUACCCAGUGGGCAAAACAAAUUCAACUCAACAUGUCAUCAGGGAAAGUAAGUUAACUAUUUUUUUUUCCAUUACUCGUUUUUGCCCAACUUGAUUAUUGCAUUUCAAACAGCAAUACCAAAAGGCAAUCUUAGAAAGCGCAUGUAUCACCAAAACAGUGCUGUGGAAUUUGGGUGUUUAUUUAAACAACAAAAAGUGCUUCUCGUUGAAAGAAUGAAGUUGACUUCAAUAUAGCACAGAGCUGGAACACCAAUUAGCGUGGCGAUAAGGGAAAUCGUUCCACAUGUCAAGCUAUACCUAGAAACCGUCACAAAUUCUCGACACGUCCCCAAUUUAUUAUAGUUUAACGCAUUUGAAGUUCUUUCUUAGUGUAAAACUAUGAAAGACUGGCUGACCGCUUCAAUUCCCAACGCGAUAUAGGGCUGUUGCUUGAUUACUUAUUCUUAAAAAAGGAAAAAAAAACCUUUCGUUUAUUUCAGUUGUCCACGUAUUAUCAUAUCCCACUCCUAUCCAAAUGGUUGGGAGAGUAGCAGCUGCACAGGGAUUGAAAAGGGAUAUCUUAUCGUGCCGAACAACUACUGGGGUAAGUAAAUAUGUAAAAAGGUAAAUGUGUUCGUGGACAUGUAAUAGUUUUGCGGAUUGCGUAUUCCCAGCGUGUGUAAAAGCCUGUUCCAAGCGUUAAAUGUGACAAAGCGGAGCGCGAUCUUUAAACGACACAAUGAUAAAGGCGGAACCAAAAACAAAGAAGGCUUGAGUCGUGGCCCGCCACAGACCCGUUUCUUUUUGCUCCGCAGUUACUAUUGCGCCGUUUUCUAUCGCGCUUUGUUUUACUUAUUGAACAUCUGGAACAGCUUGGCGUGUAAGUAAAACCCUCUCUUCCAUUACGAAGGAAGAAACGAUGACACAGACCCUUGGGAGUAUCCAAAGGAGCAAGUACUUGCAAAGACAAAGGGGAUCUUCCAGGCAUUCUGGCUGACAGAAACUAAAAGCCAAGUAAUCUCAAUUGCUUACCAGAGCAAAGCAUAUAAAUAACAGAAGCCAUUCAGAGCAACGCUAGGAAAAGCAAGCGAUUAAGUUUCACUUUUCAGUAUUUAAACACCCUUUGACUUACUGUGCGAAUUUGUUCAAAAAUAACUAUAGUUUUUGAUGGACAUGAUAACGGAGAGUGCGGCGGCCAGUAUUGGUCUUCGUCCCAAUACGGUGAGUGAUGAAAUCUCCAGCAUCAUUUAUUAUUUAUGAUAAUAUGCAAAUAUUACUGUAAACUUUUUAAAGCUAAUUUACUGGUAUCUUUGAAUUCUUUCUCUUGACCAAACGAAAUGAAGGGUUAUUCCCCAAUAGUCAGAUAGACCGAGUUUCUUUGGGUGGAUCUAGGGAAAGCUCCAUAUGUAUUUUUACAAUUUAUUCUUCAACCUUUUCUAUGUUUUGCUUUUGCUUGUUAGUUUGUUUGUUUUGGUUUGUUUUUUAAAUCUAUUUUUCCUUUACCUUUUCAGUGGUAGUUCGAAGUGUGUAGCAUACUUUUGUUGAUAAUGGUUUAAAGUAUCUGAUUCAAGACAGCCUUGGUGCUUGGCAUGUUACAAACAUAUCACUUUUCCGUUGAUAAUUUCAUCCCAAACAGGUAAAGGAAAACGUGCCCUUUAUGGUUUCACAAGUCAAGGCAAUCAUGGAAUAUACAAAAACUAUAUGGGGAUGAUGUACGUUAAAUAAACGUUAGACAGGUGUUGGCAUAGAUAAAUCUAAUGUGAUAUGUAAAGUUAUCAUGAUUUACACAGCCUUAAAUAGAAAAUUUAUCAGGGGGAAAAUUAUUUCUUACAUAGCGUUAAAGGGGACAAAACUCCUUUCACAAACAGUUCGCCGUAGUAGAUCUAUGGAUUAACCGAGGAAACAUGAGCGAUAGAACGAUUUAUUGUAAUUCCUAUAAGACUUAGGAGUUGACUUCAGAUCUAUUACUGAUUAAUCUAUUACUGAUUAUGGUUAGUUGACUUAUUGAAAAGAAGUUUAUAAAACGCUCUGCACUAAACGCCAUAACGGAAAUUUAUUCCUGCCUAACAGAUAUCUUGACCAUGCAAACAGUAAAUAACUUAAUGAAAGAAAAAAAUACAUAGAAUAGUUAUUAACUACGUAAAUAGAAAAAUUGAGAAAUCAAUACAAAAAAUUUAAAAUUUAAACAUAAAUAAAGAAAUGAUUGCAAAUGCGAUUGAUAGGUCUUACUUAUCUUAGAACUGACGUAUACUAAACAUAGCGAGAGAAGAGCAAGAUUCGGGACGGCCAUUAAAUCCAUGAAAACCAUAGAUUAAAUCAGCAGAGUGGAAUAACUUAAGAGUGAUGAAUUGCGCAAGCGCAACUUUUUGGUCAGGAGUUACUACAAACUAAUAAUCAACCCGAUACUUUCAAAUAGCGCGCUGGACAACAUGCAAAACUUGUCCUUCAUUCAUAAAGUUGGUAAAAUAUCGGCCUCUAUUGGUGAUUAAGGUCACUGAUCAUUUCACCUGCAUCUCCAUCAAUGUCAUAUGUUGCAGAAAUUGCAAUUACUGUAAAAUGUUAUACAUCGGCAAAACAGGAAGACGCUGCGUUCAAACACUUUAAUUCUCCUUGAACAGUGGAAGAAUGGAAUAGAUCGCUCUGUCAUAUAUAUAUAUAUAUAUAUAUAUAUAUAUAUGUAUGUACACGAGUUAAUUCGAUUCUCUGUGACUCUGAGUUUCGCGCCUAAGCGCUCGUCAGACAGAAUCGAUGCGUCCUCUUUAAUUCUUUAACUUAUGUAUACUUAUCUCUGCUACCACAGCAUUUAGCACUUUAUGCCAAGGUAGACUCUACCCCAAAAUUUGUAUGUAUGUAUGUAUGUAUGUAUGUAUGCAUGUAUGUAUGUAUGCGUGUAUGUAUGUAUGUAUGUAUGCAUGUUUGUAUGCAUGCAUGUAUGUAUGUAUGUAUGUAUGUAUGUAUGUAUGUAUGUAUGUAUGUAUAUAUAUAUAUAUAUAUAUAUGAAUACACACAUAUAUAUAUGUAUACACACAUUUAUAUAGUAACUGCUAAAUCUUUAGAUAUAUUGACAAAUAACUUAACUGAUUUACUCCGAGGAAACUAUAUAAGAGGUGACCACCUUCAAUGUUGUAGUUGUUUUUACGUAUCGGUUAUUUUAUUGUAUGGCCCAUAAUAUUGUUAUCAUCAUUUAUAACUUAUCAUGAUAUUCUUUUGUAUUCCCCAUUUUCACUUCCUCCUGACGUCUUAAUUUUUCAAUCUUUGUUUCACUUCUUUUUUCAUUGCAUUAAAGGUAGUACCAUGAGGGCAACUGUAGAUAGUUUCUGCUGACCAACAUAUGUUAAUGUGUUUGAGAUUCAUCAACUUAGCCGGUCCUAAGUAAACAUGUAAAAAUAAAAUGGAAAUCGCUUGCUCUAACUCUUGAACUCGCGCGUGACAGAUUUGAAAGUUCGUGCAUGCUCAGAUAUCGUUAUUGCGAGGUGAUAUUCUAUGUAGUAAUGUUUUGUUGUAAGAAAAACGUUUUAUUUUUUCGAGUAAGAUUUAUCGCGUUUUCUUCAAUAGAAUUUCCUAAUGUUUGAUGAAGCUUUUAACACAUUUAUGACAUUCCUAUUGCCAUGCAAUAAAUGAAAAUAGAAACGAGCAACAAAUGGAAAUAAAAAACUAUGAGACUGAUUCUAUGUUAGAGGCAGCAGAAAACAUAACUUUACAAGAAACUGCUCUAAUAACCCAAUUUUUUAUAGGGGGGGUAAGUUUCUAAAGAAACUGUGGUGCUGCGUCGGUGGGAGAGUAUAGCAGGUAAUUUAGUGUUAACAACUGAGUUGAAAACGUACAUUGGCCACCGUAAAGUGUAAAAAAGCUGACGUCUCGAAAGUUAGCCCUUUGUUAGAGCGAUUGGAGGAAUUGUGGGUUGUGUGUGGGUUUAUAUGCAGAAAGUGGAGCUACGUUAUUGGUGGGAAUAUGGUGACAGGAAAACAGGAAUAAAUUAGUUGAAUGAAAAGUGCUCGUUGAUUCCGUGGGGAUUAAGGGUGCCGAUUUGGAAGAUUUUUACCCCAUUACGGUGGCCAAUUCACGUUUCAACUCAAUUUUUUACAGACUUUUUAAAAGUUUAUGACCAGGACAAAGUUUGCAUCAAGAGAAGGUUGCGGAAGAUUUCACUGGAGCAAAUUGGAGAAAAUUGAAGCAAUCAAAAAUUACCCCUAGCCAACGAGUGCCUCCCAUUUUGGCAUUUUGGAAAACAAAAGUUUAGCCUUUGUGUAUUAUAUUUGAUAAUUUUUGUUUAUCUCAAGGCCAGAAAAAUUUUAAAAAUGCGCCAUAAAAGCAUGACACGGGCGUGUGCGUCACACAUAAUCAAGCAGGACCUCUCUGGAGCCACCUUGAGAAGACACUUGGCUGAUAAAUAUUGGAUCUCUUUGCACGAUUAUCUCCCGGGGCAGUUUAACAAUGAAAACAAGCAGAACUGUAUUUUGCUAAUUUGAAAGCAAAAAACCGCGGUCGUCAGAUGCCGUUUAAUUGCUCCUCUUCCCUUCAUUUUAGACAAAAAAGACCAUGACCCUAACUCGCACGCAAUUUACUUAUCCACCAUCUCGCUAACUGAAUAUCGGUAUUAUCUAAUUAUUUCCUGCAAGUUCCUGCAAAUUUAAUUAAAGCGGCUUGCUCGCUGCGCUACUUUCAAUUACAAAAGUAGUCUAUUGUGUCGGAACAGUAGUCUAGAUGUUCUGUUGGUUUAUUUUCUUUAUAUUCUUUCUUUUCUUUUUUUUUCUGCUGUUUUUCGCCGACGAUAAUGGAACUCUUACCUUUAUUAAUUACUCACUGGACCGAGAAUGGUUAAAUUAACGACUUGUUUUCUUAGAAUCAAACGCUUCAAUCUCUUUGUUUCUUUAAGGGAAAGCAAUAGCCAUACACUUUUUCACAUAUCACACCACGCUAUGCCGUAGUAUCGACGGGAAUUUCUACUGCAAGAAGUUUCAAUUUAUCUGACGUGUAAUUUUUUAUGUUGUUAUUGCCAUCAUGGUUAUUGUAAGUAUUUACAUAUGGGGCCUGUCCCAAUCAGGAACUUUUGGUGUUUGGAGCAACUUGUUGCGGUUACAGCAAUUUUCGAGAAGUUUUUGUCGUUCUGAGCAUUUCUGGAGCAAAAUGUAGCUUUAAAUCAUAUAUCAAACACGAAAAAGUCAACUAUUUCAUGGAAAGUUAUAUUUUAUACAGAUUUCUUGAAUGUUUAUAAUCUAACUUCAAGACUUCUCACAGGCCUAUUGCGACCUUAUCUAUUAAUGGGUGAUCUGUACGGGUCCGCAAAUGAUCCCAGGACCGCAAAUGAUCCCGGACCGCAAAUGAUCCCGACCAAAAAAUAAGGAAUAGCAUGGACUAACAUAUCAGAAGAAGGUUAAAACAAUUAUAUAUAUAUAUGUUGCCUACGCAACAUCAGAGUUCAUUAUAUGAAUGGACGAUCAUCGUCAGCACUAUUCACGCCACCGAAAGAAAAGCAAAGCUGCACUUCCAACUGUGAGACAUGUAAUUUUGUUAAACAAUUUUUUAAAAUAUUUUUAAAAAAUAAAAACUGGACGUAUAUACUGGACUUUUGCGGUACAAAUGACGUUCAAAUUGGGGUGUGAACUGCAAAAAAACACCCACAAACAAGAAAUGUUGCGCAAAUUCAGCGCAACAAAUUGGAAAUGUUACGGAAAUUUAGCAUAACAAAUUAAGGAAUGUUUAUUUUUAUUUUUGGGGCUCAAGAUUGUACUACUGAGUAGUUCAAUUUUGUUCAUCUUGUUAAAUCCCUGAUGAAGUCUGUGAGAUCAGACGAAACCGGUCGGAUAAUAAACUAAGUCGACAAGAUUUGUCGUUGUGUGCUGCUCACUAAUUUUUAUUUAAAAAAAAUUAUUUAACAAAAAUAAUUGCUAUCCAAUCCAAUUCCCUAUCCGCACCAUUCCCUCAUCCAUGCCAUUCCUUAUUUUUCAGUCGGGAUCAUUUGCGGUACCCAUCAGGGAUCAUUUGCGGUCCCCAUCAGGGAUCAUUUCCGGUCCGGGAUCAUUUGCGGUCAGGGAUCAUUUGCGGUCCUGAGAUCAUUUGCGGACCCGUACAGGAUCGGAUAAAAUGAUUGAAAUAAAACAUGUGUUUUCUUCCGUGAGACUUCAGAGGAUCUUUAAAAUUUCGCGCAUAUUUGCAAGCAAUUCUUGAAAGCUAAAUUUCAAACUAUUUUUCUGGUCCGAUGUUUGCAAUUAUUGUGACCAACAAAAAAUUACAAAGUUAAGAUUACACAGUCUUUAACUUUUCGUUACUCACAGCGUUGCUUCAGCUGUGGCCGGUGCGGACAAUCCAAUGAGAUUAAAUUGUUACUUUUGCUAUCCAUCUUCAUGGAUAACCUCUCGUUUUUAAUUACUUACUUACUUAUUCAGUCCUAAAGGGUAGAUAUAUUUGGGUACCGAAAUACUAGUGGAACAGUCUAAUCUAAAAAAAUAUAUAUAGGCGUUAGCUGGGAAAACGGGCCUGUUAGAUUUUAUCGAGACCUAUAGGAAACCACCUAGGGAAAUAGAAAUUAAAAAUAAAACCCCGUCUUUCAUUAAGGAGGAGGAAACAAUUACUCAUUGGUAAAUAAUUCAUUGGCUAACUAGUAUUGUCUAGUAUAAAUUGUUGAUGUAAGGCAACUAAACUCAGACUUGAGGCAGGUGAAAAGGGCUUUACAUGGCUACCCAUGUCCUGAGAUACCGAGCGCUGACACUUUUGGAAUAAACAGAAAUUCUGUGCAGGAAUGCUGUACGUGA